AUGUGGCAGCUGAAAAAACAGCAUGGGCACAGCGGCAGCUACACGCUGAUACAAGGGCAAAAGCAGCAAGGCCAGUGCUGCUUGAUGCUAAACUGUCCGCUGAAAGAGAUGUCAACCAAAAAUGCACUAUAUAGGUUUGACGUCUUCGACGCUUUUGCUCACAUUAAAGUUUCGGCUCCUUCGAUGUCAAGGCAUGCCUUUUUAAAGCUACUGGAGCACCGUUCUGUUCAGGCUGGAAGGCCAGGGAAUGUCUGUGCAGAUACGUUCCAGAAAAGUUUUUUUGAAUAUUGUUUUUGCAAACAUACAGUAGAUGUGAUGUGUGAAGUAAAUGACUUUUAUUGUCCAGCAUGUCACCCAGACAUGUUGGCAGUGUGUUGUGAUGGCAAUCGCAAACAUUAUCGCUUCAAAAAAUCAAGGGGGAAUGAGGAACACUCUCUGUACAAGGGGUUAUUUCUUGCAAAAGAUGAGGAGGUAUCAGCCUUUCUUAACAACAUCAGAGGCAGCAGCAUGACAAGAGCAGAUAACAGUGGAACAUGUGGUGUUUCAAGGUUCAGGGCAAGUAAGGAGAUGUCAAAAAAAUCAUCGUCCAAAAUAGAUGAAGAGGGCAUACAAGUGGCAGUCUGCAGACACGGGAUAUUGCUUCGUGGACUGGACCACUACCGUGGCGAGGUCUUUGCCUACCCAAUGUUUUUAUAG
Pimephales promelas (fathead minnow) is the source of this 696-nucleotide messenger RNA. NCBI's taxonomy places the organism in Eukaryota, Metazoa, Chordata, Actinopteri, Cypriniformes, Leuciscidae. The record is from RefSeq and is a predicted model, not a curated record.